AUGGCAUCCAACGAUUACUACCACGGCGGCAAACCCCCCUCAGCAUCUCCGCCACCUGCAGCAUACUACGCUGGCAGUGCAUACAACAACAUUCCCUCUACGAGCUCUACGCCCGCGCCUCCUUACAGCCAAAUAUCACAGACCCCCGGUGCUUCCCAUCCGCCGCCACCGCGCGUGAACACCGUCUCGCCUUUCGAAACAGUCUUUGACGAUCAUGUCUAUCCAGUAGACUCAACGCAGGACGGAUUCCGACACAACGCCAACGGCACUCCCCAGCAGAACAUGAGCCCCCAGGCUGCGAACAACCCGCAACGCAUGAACACCGUCCACACUGUCAACACCGUUAGUUCUGUCUACAGCAGUGACAAUCCAAACGACCCGCGCAACAUGCAACCGUUGCCUCCUCUGCCACAACAGCCAACUGCCUACCAUCGCGAUGGCGCCUACAACCAGCACGAUGGCGUAUACGACCAGCACAGCGCGUAUGCGCAGCCCAAUCCCUACGCCCAGGAUACUGCCUACUACGGUAACCAGGCCGUUUCUCCGGACUCGAGUAGGCCUCAUGUAGCAGAUGAUAUUCCUCUGCAGAGCCGGCAGGAGACCCAGCCCAAAGAUGUGGAGAUGAACGACAACGACCAUGUCUACGACGCUCCCCAAGGAAGCCGCCGCUCGAAGAGCCGUCGCGAUAAGAGCAAGGUCGGCUUCGGUCAGUUGGGUAUGUUUGGCGCGGACAGAAAGGGCAUCCCUUGGGUGGUAUACGUCUUCACCUUGGUCCAGGUCGCAGUGUUUAUCGCCGAAAUUGUCAAGAACGCUCAAUUAACCGGCUCCCCCAUCAUGACCAAGCCCAGCUUCAACCCCAUGAUUGGACCUUCUACCUAUGUCAUGAUCAACAUGGGUGCUCGUUACGUCGCCUGCAUGCACAACGUCAAGGGUAUCCAAGACUCCAACACCUCGUUCACGUGGCCCUGUCCUAAUUCGACAUCUUCCGACGCCAACAACCCAUCGAACCAGUGCGGACUCGGUGAUCUCUGUGGUUUUGGCGGAGUUCCCGAGCCGAAGUUUGAGGGCCUUGAUCAGAGUCCGGAGCCUGACCAGUGGUUCCGCUUCAUCACGCCCAUCUUCCUGCACGCAGGUCUGAUCCACAUUGGAUUCAACCUGCUCCUGCAGAUGACGAUUGGCAAAGAGAUGGAGAUUGCUAUUGGUUCGAUCCGUUUCUUCCUGGUCUAUGUGAGCGCCGGCAUAUUCGGUAACGUGAUGGGAGCAAACUACGCCGGCGUCAUGACAGCUUCAACCGGUGCUUCGGGUGCGCUCUUCGGCGUUAUCGCGCUGACGCUACUUGAUCUGCUGUACUCCUGGAAAGACCGCCGCAGCCCCGUCAAGGAUUUGAUGUUCAUCAUGCUGGACAUUGUCAUUUCCUUCGUUCUUGGUCUUCUGCCAGGCUUGGACAAUUUCGCUCAUAUUGGUGGUUUCCUUAUGGGCCUGGCCCUCGGCAUCUGCGUCCUACAUUCACCCAACUCUCUCAGGCGCAGACUAGGCACCGACCCGUCCUACGCUUCAAUGCAACUCAACCCCGCCAACCAAGGUGCCGGGCCUUCCUUCUUGAGGAACCCGGUUGGUUUCUUCAAGGGACGCAAGCCUCUCUGGUGGGCUUGGUGGCUUGUCAGAGCAGGCUUCCUGUUGACUGUCAUCAUCGUCUUCAUCGUUUUGCUCAACAACUUCUACGUCUACCACAACACCUGCAGCUGGUGCAAGUACCUCAGUUGUAUACCUGUCAACAACUGGUGCGAGCUGGAUGAUUUUAAGCUCACGAAGAGUUCAUGA
This is a messenger RNA of Colletotrichum chrysophilum, 1821 nucleotides long. RefSeq lists its product as uncharacterized. Bases 1 to 1821 code for a protein of 606 amino acids. The transcript is spliced from 3 exons. Gene Ontology annotation, molecular function: serine-type endopeptidase activity. Gene Ontology annotation, cellular component: membrane. Gene Ontology annotation, biological process: proteolysis. NCBI's taxonomy places the organism in Eukaryota, Fungi, Ascomycota, Sordariomycetes, Glomerellales, Glomerellaceae. The record is from RefSeq and is a predicted model, not a curated record.